UGCGUGCGUGCGUAGUUCUGACCUACUAACAUACAUCCUUUCGUGUUGCCGUAUGCUCCCUCACUCACUUCGCGUUGCUCUGCUCCCAGGCAAGUGGGACGCUGUUGCUUGCCCGUCCUUACUCGCCUCUCCUCAGCCAGGUGCACGGAAUGCUCCGCUUACCGCGCUGCACUGAAGGUUAUUUAGAAGAUUCUCAUCACCUCUGCCAAGAAAAUUGGAUCUAGACACUUCUGUUUGAGAAUAUGAAACAAAAGGAAGAAUAUGUGUGGAUUUCAAAGUACUGCAUUAAGUUGUGGUAUGAGAAGUACUGGGGAAAUAGUUUGCUCUGUUGCUCAUUGUAGAUCUAUUACAAAUUGUUUCUGAUGCAGCUGAGAAAAAUGCAGACCCUUAAAAAGGAACAUGGACCUGUUGACACAAGUAGCAAUGUGGACAAAAUCAUGGUACUUAAGUCUACUUUAGCAGAAGUGUCUGAAGAAUUGUCUACAAAUGAAGAGAUACUACUCACUGAAGCAAGUAGUGGAAAAAGCAAAUCUUCAGCUUGCCGGAGAAAGCGAGAAUUCAUUCCAGAUGAAAAGAAAGAUGCUAUGUAUUGGGAGAAAAGGAGGAAAAAUAAUGAAGCUGCUAAAAGAUCUCGUGAAAAACGACGACUGAAUGACCUUGUCUUAGAGAACAAACUAAUUGCACUGGGAGAAGAGAAUGCCACUUUGAAGGCAGAGCUGCUUUCUUUGAAGCUGAAGUUUGGUUUAAUUACUUCUGCAGCUUAUGCCCAAGAGAUACAGAAACUCAGUAGCUCAACAGCUGUGUAUUUCCAAGAUUAUCAAAGUUCCAAAUCAAAUAUUAAUUCAUUUGUGGAUGAACAUGAACCAUCUAUAGUUGGUAGCAGUUGUAUUUCUGUCAUUAAGCAUUCUCCUCAAAGCUCUAUGUCUGAUAUGUCUGAAAUAUCAUCAGUAGAACAUACUCAGUCAAGUUGUAUGCAAAACAACUGCAGAAGUCCUGAAAAUAAGUUCCAGAUUAUAGAACAGGAGCCCAUGGAAUUAGAGAGUGAGCCAAGAGAUGACAGAAGUUCACAGAAAGCAUCCAUAUAUCCACACUACAUGGGAACUACCUUUAACAUGUACUCACAUUCUCCUCCUCUGUUCCAAGUCAAUAGGUCCUCCAGUAAUUCCCCCAGAACUUCAGAAACUGAUGACAGUGCAGUUGGAAAGUCAUCCGAUGGAGAAGAUGAACAGCAGGUUCCUAAGGGUCCAAUCCAUUCCCCAGUUGAACAUAAAAAUAUUUGUGCAACAGUUAAAGUUCCAGAAGUGAAUUCUUCAGCUUUGCCUCACAAGCUUCGAAUUAAAGCCAAAGCCAUGCAAGUUAAGGUGGAAGCAGUAGAUAAUGACUAUGAUGCUGCACAGAAACUAUCAUCACCUAUUGAUAUGUUAUCAAAAAGACCUGUUGAGCUUGAAAAACACACUGCACAAAACUUGGUGCAUUCUUCUCGCACUCCUUUCUCAGUUCAAGUGACUAAUAUCCAAGACUGGUCUCUCAAACCAGAACUCUGGCAUCACAAGGAACUCAAUGCACUGAUGAUUCACAGUCACAUUCUGGGUGGACCUUGGCACAGAAAUCAAUGCUCCACAAGAUUACAAGACCAAAUGCAGGGCCUGCAACUCUGCUAUGAUUUUAUGUGGGUUUUCAUCUCCUGUAAGCAUCCUUCUUGCCUUUGCUACAUCAGAGAGAUCUGAUCUGAGAAAACCUGCAUCAGCCCAAGAGGUUCUGGGGAAGCUACACGUGCAUCUAAUACUAUUGACAUUCAGGUACCAUGGUCAAUUUUUCCUCCUCUCUCCCUUUCCCCCCUGCACAAAUGUAUACACAACUUAAAAUGUCAGACAGCUAUUAUACUUUUCCAUGCUACUCAGAUUCUUGGAUGUGCAAAUGGCUGAAUGGUCAUCUAAAUAACUUACAUAUGUAAAAACCUAAAUUUGUCCUGAUAUCUCUAUGUGCCAGAGUCAGCAUCCAUUAUACCUACAUUUCUGAGGUAUGACAUUAAACCUCUGUCUCUUUCUAACAAUUUGGACCUCUAAAAAUUGUGUUGUAUAUAAAUACACUGAGAACAUAUUGCAUUGAUUUCCAUGGGAUUUGUGUUACGCGGCCCUGAAAGCCAGGAUGUUCAUGGUAUGUAUAACAAUCAGAAAGUACUAAAGCAUAAUACUAUAUCAUAUAAAAUAGCUGAAAAGAUGAUAAAAUGUGAUGAGAGCCAUUGUAGCAGAACACAGUGUUCCUUUCUCUGGGCCCUGUUCCCAUUAAGGAUUUAAAAAUGCUAGAGGGAUUUUGGAGGAGAGCAAAAGUAAAAUAAUCAACUGUCAAGGGUUGAUCCAUGAAUUAAAAGUACACAUUUAACUAGUCCCCAAUAUACACGUCAACAUCAUACGUACUUGACAAUAUACAUGUUAACAUAGAUUGAAGUAUUUAGUUCCCAUUCUCAAAAAAGGCUUGGUGACACAUUUUUUUAAAAAGCCUGUUAAAAAUGUGAAUGUACAAAUGUCAAAGUUAUUUAUGUAAAAAAAGCUACAUUGGACAAGAGACUGUGACAGCUGGACAACAUAUAUUCUCUAUAAAUAUUGUAGGGGGCUGGAAGUAAUUGUUUAUAAUUUCUCAUUUUCUGUAAGAAUAGUGAGAUUACUUUGAAAAGAAGAUUUUUAGCUUCUUUUAUCAUGAGAUUUAUGACAGUGAAAACUAGAAAACUGGGAGAAAGACAAACAAUCCUUAUUUGAUGGUAUUGUGAGAUAGUGUUAACAGGCAUGGAAGGGGAAAAUAGUCUCUCAGGUGAUGCAUUAAUAUACAUCAAUUUCUAGACCAACAACAAAACUUACUGUAAAUCCUAGCAAAACAGUGCAAGAUACAUGGAAAUUAAGAAGAAAAGUCCAUGCCUUGUGUCUUUUAUUAGAAUGGUGCAAGUGUGCUACUCAUAGGCAGGUGUGAGAACUUUUAAAAUAACAAGAAACAGGAUAUAACAGCAAAUGUCAUAUCAGAACCUCCUCUAAAUACAGUCAUGGUGACACAAAAAUAUCUGAGGCUCCUCUGGAACUUUCUAUGUCUGCAUUAGAUCCCUAGUAUGUGGUUUAUGUAAUAUCUAUGUACUAGUCUUUUCAAGUAUGGGAAAAAUGUAAGUGUGGCCUGCAAAUGACAUCCAGAGGGAACACUAACUCAUCUGCAGUCUGAAUUCUUUAUAAACCACUCUGUUUUGCCAGAAAUGUCUCAUCUUCUUAACAAGUGCAGGAUUGUGGCUGAGAACAAAAUUGACUUAUCUACCUUUAAAAAAAAAAUUGCUACAGACUCCUCAGUUAUCUAUUUAUGAUUGUGUUUGAUGUGAUAAACAGUUAAGCAGCAUGUCAGAAUGUACAGAAAGUCAGCUGGCUCUCAGAAGAUUACUUUAUAUAUACAAAGUAAUAUAAUGAAGUUGAGUAGUAAGAAAAGUGUGAAAGCCUCCAGGAGCCAUUUUAUAACUAAUCUAUUACAAUCUGUCCAUGUGACACUUGCUAAUCUGAUGCUUUCAUCCAUCAGCUUGCUUCCUUGCAAGUCUGCAGUGUUUAUUUUUCUUCUGAUAACUUUUCUUAUAUAAAACUCAUGGGAUAAAACUCCUUAAGGAAGGUACUCUCUUCCUGUUCAUGUUUGACUUCAAGAGAUCACAGAGAGACUCCAGAGACUCCAUACUAGAAUCUUCUGUCUCUAUACCACUUCUUUAUAGUGUGGCUGGAAUGAAAUCAUGCUGCAACUUUCUCCCUCCAUAUUUGAUAGACUUUGUAACACUUGCACAGAAACUUUUCCCUAAAGGAUCUCUGGAGUGUAUCAGGAUAACAAUGGCUUAAAAUAUACUGCUGCUCAGGACGAUUAAUGCAUG
Messenger RNA from Aquila chrysaetos chrysaetos, 3883 nucleotides. Its product is annotated as nuclear factor interleukin-3-regulated protein-like. The record is from RefSeq and is a predicted model, not a curated record. The coding region runs from base 363 to 1727 and encodes 454 amino acids. The transcript has 4 exons. Gene Ontology annotation, molecular function: DNA-binding transcription factor activity; DNA binding. Gene Ontology annotation, cellular component: nucleus. NCBI's taxonomy places the organism in Eukaryota, Metazoa, Chordata, Aves, Accipitriformes, Accipitridae. Gene Ontology annotation, biological process: circadian rhythm; DNA-templated transcription; regulation of DNA-templated transcription.